AUGCCGGAACACGAGGAAGUUGGCAAACGGAAGGAGCAGUUAAUCUUUAACGCGUCUAAUGACUGCAACCCCGCUGAUCGGAAGGAGCCGCAGAGCUGUGGGAUAGAAAACGAGAAGCGCGGUAGUGGAGGCAAGGGAUCCAAAGGCAAGUCGUGUCGCGUGGACACUGCUGUGGAAGACGCUGAGUAA
This is a messenger RNA of Peronospora matthiolae, 189 nucleotides long. The record is from the annotation of a GenBank genome assembly. Lineage: Eukaryota; Oomycota; Peronosporomycetes; Peronosporales; Peronosporaceae.